Zingiber officinale is the source of this 1448-nucleotide messenger RNA. Its product is annotated as mRNA-decapping enzyme-like protein. The record is from RefSeq and is a predicted model, not a curated record. Lineage: Eukaryota; Viridiplantae; Streptophyta; Magnoliopsida; Zingiberales; Zingiberaceae. The transcript has 8 exons. The coding region runs from base 130 to 1215 and encodes 361 amino acids. Gene Ontology annotation, molecular function: mRNA binding; enzyme activator activity. Gene Ontology annotation, cellular component: P-body. Gene Ontology annotation, biological process: positive regulation of catalytic activity; deadenylation-dependent decapping of nuclear-transcribed mRNA; deadenylation-independent decapping of nuclear-transcribed mRNA.
UCCGGCAAAUUCGCACGCCCUCGAUUGAUCUCUGUCUCCGUCGUUCAAUUCCUGUUUCGUCUUGUUCACGUUUGCUCGAAUUGCUUCUAGGGUUCUUCUGGAUUUAGGGUUUGGUCGAGUGCUAGGAGGAUGACGCAGAACGGGAAAUUGAUGCCCAAUCUCGACCAAAACAGCACCAAGGUCCACAACCUUACAGUACUCCAGCGGAUCGACUCUUUCGUGGAGGAGAUCCUCAUGACCGCUGCCCAUGUCACCGUCUACGAGUUCAACAUCGAGCUUAACCAGUGGAACCGUAAAGACGUCGAAGGAUCCCUAUUCGUUGUCAAGAGGAAUGCACAACCCAGGUUUCAGUUCAUCGUGAUGAAUAGGCGUAAUACAGCAGAUAAUCUAGUUGAGAAUCUUUUGGGAGAUUUUGAGUACGAAGUUCAGGUUCCAUAUCUUUUAUACCGAAAUGCAGCUCAAGAGGUCAAUGGCAUAUGGUUUUAUAAUUCACCUGAUUGUGAAGCAGUGGCAAAUCUUUUUGCCAGGAUACUAAAUGCUUAUUCUAAAGUACCUUCAAAGCCUAAGGUGACUUCUAAAAGUGACUUUGAGGAGCUUGAAGCUAUACCUACAUCAGUCAUGGAAGGUUCUCAUGAGCCGACAUCAGUUGCUAUGUCAACUCCUGAUGUUCCUGAGGACGCAUUUGUGAACUUCUUCAGUAAUGCCGUGAACAUUGGAAUUGCAACAAAUGCAGCAAUCCAUGGCCAGCCAACUCUUGCUUCUGCACCGGUUCCUGUAACUACUCAGGCAUCAAGCUUCAAUCCAUCUAUUUUGCCAACUGUUCAGUCAAUUUCUAUUCCUUCAACGUCAUCCACUCCUCUAAUGUCAACUUUGGAUAAUCUUGAAUCUGGAAAUGGAAGCAGCAGCCAUGCGACAAAUCUGGUUAAGCCUUCAUACUUUUCGCCUCCUGCUGCACUGCUAAUGCCUCUAGUGCCAUCUUCUGUUCCAGUUGCUGUUCCUUCCCUCCAUCCUCCAGUAACAAUGCAGCAACCAUAUGGAACUCCCCUUCUUCAACCCUUUCCACCACCGUCUCCAUCUGCAUCUCUUGCUCCUCCUCAAAAUUUCGAACCAGUUAUCUCAAGAGACAAAGUCCGUGAUGCACUAUUGAGGAUUGUUCAGAAUGAUGAUUUCGUUGACCUUGUAUAUCAGGAGAUCCUAAAUGCUCAUUAUUCGUGACAAAUAAGGCUGGAAAAUCAUAUUGAGCUCCAUCCAUAUCGUUGCUAAUUGUGCAGCUUUUCUUGAACUACUGUAAAAUAAAAAGUGCCAAUCAAAGAGAAGUAGCUUUUGUCUAUAUAUCAUCAGUCGGGUUGUAUGCGAAUGGGAAUUUGUUUUGUUUUUUUUAAAACUUUUGUUUUACUAUCAUUGAUAUUUUGGAGGAAUUAAUUAAACGUGUUCUUUGGUUGAAAUUA